This is a messenger RNA of Seminavis robusta, 4584 nucleotides long. The record is from the annotation of a GenBank genome assembly. NCBI's taxonomy places the organism in Eukaryota, Bacillariophyta, Bacillariophyceae, Naviculales, Naviculaceae.
UUCUGGUGCCAAAGUCAAAGCAACUUCUCUCCCCCUCAACUCCAACUUGCACUCUUUUCGCAAUCAUUCAUUCCUGACAAUGACGCUCUCUUUCCUCUUCCUGACUCUCACCAUCAGCUUGAGCUGUUUGUCUCCUUUUCCAUUGUUUGCAGAUGCGGCCUUGACGGUUCCUUGCAACUCGACUUCUCAAUGCGCGGUGCUCUUCCGCCCGGGCUCCAAGUGCAACCACGAUGGGUUCUGCACCAACCCGUUCUACCACGGCGGUUGUCUCAGCAACCUUGGCUUGACGAACAAGACGCGCAUUUGCAACUCGCAAGAUUCUCCCGAUGCCCUCGCAAAGGGAUACUGCCGCAGCUCACCAUUGGGAUACCCCGAAGUCCGACUGGCGGCGCGCAACUGGGAAAGUGCCAAUUUGGGGGCGUGGAUUCUGCAGAUUUUGUUGUCGGAACUCUUGGAUGUUCCCACAUCGAUCGAAGGAGGCAGUUUCGACGUGAAUAUGAACUUUUACGACUUGGACAAUGGAUUUGACGUGGGCAAUGCCGGUGUCGAUCCGGCGCUGCAAGAACUCCAAGUGGCUCAUCAAGUGCAGGGCGAUUGUGCUUCCGUCACGAACUCUCGAGAAGACUAUCAACCCUGCAUGCACGUCAAUCAGGAAACGUACGCCAGUUGGUAUGACCUCAGCGAGUUCAAGGACUUUAUCGAGCCGGUCCGAGAACUGGGCGCCAUGACGGAAAACGCCUGGUUCAUUCCGCGCUUUGCCGCCCUCAACGAUUCCAGUUUGGUCUCGUAUGCUGGCUUGAGUGGAGAGGAAAACCGACGCAAGUUGGCCGAGACCUUCAAGACACCCACUCGAUGGGGACAUUACUGUCAAGAGUACAGUCCCACCAAUUGUGCACCAAACAGUGAUGCACUGGCGCACCGACCUCCUGCAAACGACGAAGAAGCCGAUUCCUUCUUUGUGGAUGGACUUUUCUAUGGAUUCUUUCGCUACACGGAUCUUCACAACUGUGACAAGUACCCUACCAAUUGCACUGGGCACUUUGUCGAUGUCCCCUGCGAAUGGAUCACGUAUGCGCCCUCCCAACUCUACCACAAUGACAUUGCCAUGACGACUGAACGGUACACGUACACCGAACAAACCCAAAUCUACCGGGCCGCCAAUGCCACGAAAUCGCCCGUCAUGUACCAAGCCUACACCAUUGACCUGAUCUAUGCUGACUUUGUGGGAUCGGACGCCGAAUUCACCCGUGUCACCUUGCCCGUCCGGACGCAAGACUGUAUUGAUGCCCGUCAUGCUCAUGUCUGUGGCGAUGACUUUGCCACAAUGAUUGGAGAGGCGGCGGGUUCCUGUGAUACCGCCCCGGAAAUGCUCAAGAAAACCCUCAGUCGCGCUUUUCGAACAGAGGCGUUUUCGCCGGAUGUGCCACCCGAGUUUUGGAGUCCGGCCGUGGCCGCCGUCGAACAGUAUCAAAUCACUGUCCCGCAACUGGGACAAAUCUACACACUGUGGUUUGCGCGACAGACGGAUGCCUGGAACUAUGAUCCGAGAGAUGCUGUAUGCCAGUUUGUGGUGGAUAACAUGGACAUGGUACAAUCAUGGAUCCCAGAAACACACCCAAGAGUCGUCCAUGAGGCAGAACGGGAGGAGCAGGGGCUAUCCAGGGCAGCCAUUGCAUUGGCCAGCUUGGCACUGGCAGCGAUACUCGUUUCCAUGCUGCUCACAUUCUUCAAGAGAAAGACAGCCAGCAUCUACCACACCCAGAUUGAAUUCAUUUAUUUGGUCUUGGGGGGCAUGCUACUGGUCACCAUUGGGGCUGUCGCCUUUGCCGUGGAUCCAUCUGAUGGGACUUGUGCUUCCAUUUACUGGUUGACCGACAUUGGCUUUGCGCUGCAGCUGGCACCCCUCCUCCAUCGAAUCAAAAACAUUAACCGGCUCACGUCCUCGGGAAAUGGAAUGCAGCGGGUCCGGCUUCGUCUGAAAGCUCUCUACGGAUUUGCCUUUAGUGUGGUGGGUGUCGUGGCGAUGUUUCUCACUAUUUGGUACAUCUUGGAUCAACCACGAGAAGCCUUUGAAUAUGAGCUCAAGACUGACGAUGUGACACCACAAGGCGAGACCAUUAUCCAUUCGUAUGCAUACUGUGGCUCCGAACAGCAAAAUUGGCAUCUUCUUUCCUUUGCUUGGAUGGCACUCAUUCUGGUCCCGGGUUGCAUGCUGGGGUUCAUUACAAGCCAGGUCAAGGAGGACAUGAAUGACACCAACUCCCUUGCCCUCACAUUGUACUUCCAUAGCGCCUUUCUCUUGGCAUGGUUCUGCUCCUACUUGCUCCUUCGGGAGUCGGACAUGCCCAAAUUCAUGAUUCACUCCAGCUUCCUCUUGAGUGCCGAUACCAUUGGAGCCUUGGGAAUCUACCUGCUUCCCAAAUUCUUGCGCAGUGGAGACACCAUUCAGGAAGAGAUUCUGCCGGAUGUGUUUGUCCAUACGACGAUUGCCUUGCUCGAUGUGCAAGGAUUCUCCGCAUGGAGCUCUGUCCGAGAGCCGGUACAGGUGUUCCAGUUCCUGGAGAGGUUGUAUGCUAGCUGGGAUGUGUUGGCCGCCCAUCAUGGUGUGUAUAAGGUCGAAACGGUCGGCGAGUGCUAUGUCGCCGCUACCGGUAUUCCAGAUGCCCAAUCAGAUCAUGUCGUCCGGAUGGCAAAGUUUGUUUCUGACUGCUGCCGGAAGAUGCCCAAGUUUGUGAGGAAGAUGGAGGAGCAGUUUGGUCCGGACACGCGAGAACUGCAGAUUCGGGCCGGGAUGAACUCGGGCGCCGUCACAGGGGGAUUCCUAAAAGGCAAAGGGGCGCGUUUUCAGCUCUUUGGAGAUACAAUGACAACCGCGACGCUGAUUCAGACAAAUAGUGCCAGUGGCAGGAUUCAUUUGUCUCAAACCACAGCGGAGCUCCUUCUCAAAGCUGGAAAACGAAGGUGGAUUAUGGAACGCGAAGAGAAGGUUCACACCAUCGAGAAAGGUGAAAUGAAAACAUACUGGCUUGUCAAGGGCGGUCAUGGGUUCGAGGACGUUGGAUCUAGCAAUGGCUAUCUUAGUGACGACGAGAGUGAAGACGGUGAAGAGGAAAGCGAAGAACGAUGGGUGGAGUUUAAUGUGGGAGUAUUCAAGGGAUUGCUGCAGCAAAUCCUCAUUCGUAGAGCAGCUGGCGCCGUGAAUGAGCCGUUCGUCGUCCCGGUUAGUAUGGUUGACAAAGGCGAAAUGCCCCUUUCGGAAGUGCAAGAGAUUAUUGAACUACCAAAAUUCAACAAGAGGGCCGCCAAACGUCAGCGAGAGGCUGAAAAUAUCGAGAUACCGAACAAGGUCAUGGACCAGCUCAAGUUAUACGUCAAGGAGAUUUCAAUUCGUUACAACCGGAACGCGUUUCACAACUUUGCUCAUGCAAGCUACGUGGUUAUGGCGGUGACCAAGUAUCUGAAUCGAAUCAUUGCUGCGACUGAUGCGGGUGUGGGAAAAGAUGGCGAGCGUUUCCGAUCCAGUUUCCAGGCAGCCCUGCAUGAUCACACCUACGGAAUUGCAAGCGACGCGUUAACACAGUUCGCGGUUGUGUUCACUGCUCUUAUCCACGAUGUUGACCAUCCUGGUGUUCCGAAUCCACAGUUUAUAAAGGAAAACAGCAUCACGGCUACCAAGUACAAGAACCGAUCUGUCGCGGAGCAAAACUCAUUCGACAUUGCUUGGGAUUUGCUGAUGGAGGAGCGCUUCACCGAUUUGUUGUCAGCUAUCUGCCAAGAUUCACAAGAUUUGUGCAGAUUCCGGCAGCUUGUGGUCAAUGCUCUGAUGGCAACUGAUUUGGGCGACAAGGAAAUGAAAGCGCUGCGAAAUGGUCGUUGGGACAAGGCGUUUCAACGAGGAGACUCCUCUGAUGGCGCCAGCGUUGUGACGGACUCCACUAUGCAUGACUCUGAGACUGCACGAGAGAGUAGAGACACAACUAGCAACCGAAAAGCCACCAUCGUUAUUGAGCACUUGAUCCAGGCCGCUGACGUUGCCCACAUGUCUCAGCAUUGGCACAUUUACCGAAAAUGGAACGAGCGCCUCUUCCGAGAGACUUAUGCUGCGUUUCGGGAGGGUCGUGCAAACAGCAAUCCAGCAGACAACUGGUACAAUGGCGAGAUUGGAUUCUUCAACUUUUACAUCAUCCCCUUGUCCGAAAAGCUCCGAGAUUGUGGCGUGUUUGGUCCCACGAGCGAUGAAAACUUGAACUACGCCGUCAACAAUCGUGACAUGUGGGAGAAGAACGGGCAGGCCAUUACCGAUGAGAUGCACAAGCGGGUGGAAGAGGAAUACAACACCGUUUUGGUAGCGCCUGCUUCUAAGAGUUUCGAGAUUACUCAAGAACAGGCCAUGCCGAUGCCCACUGGUUCGGUUGUGGAGGUCUGAACUCGCCUUAUUGUGAGGUUACGACACUAGUUACUAGGCAGGCCACUGCUCUAUAUUUAUUAUAUGCUCCACGUCAUACAAUUCUCUCCAAAACUGACCAUUCAUGUAGCUACAGGCGCUUGUACUUUGAAUGUAUCGGCUAGCUAGCUGAGGUGUGA